AUGUCCAGAAACAGCUUUCGUCUGGCAUUUGACGAGGAUGCGUACAAGAGCCUGGAUAUCCUCGCAGCAUCAGCUGUCCUCGACGUUUCCUUGUGUAACCUCAGAUGGUCCGAUAAAUUGAUUGCGCAUGUCGCCAUUCAAGCCCGGGAAGAACUAAAUGACCUUUGGAAAGAUUGGGCGAAGACGCACAAAGAUCGAAGAUUUGCGACCCCGCCAACGGCCGUCACGGCCCUGUUUGACGAAGACAACUGCCGCCUAUUCAUAUGCACGUCCGUCAAGGGCAUGGGCGCAAACUCAAGCUUCCUAGACAGGCUCUCUCCCGAGCGGCGGAUCUUCAUCGACAAAAUCCUGUCCCUCAGCAGCGAGGAAGGGGUCGAGCCGGGCAAAUACUCCUGGCACAUGUUCCAGGCCAACUGUGCCGAAGUACACGCGCUCUGCCAGUGGCACCUGGCACGCCCAGGAGACGGAUGUGACCGACUCAAAGACGCCGUCAUGGCAACCGCCGGCGGGCCGGACCUCGUCCUCUACAACCCCUGUGGCAGACCUCCGGCCCCGAAUCUGGAUCGGCGGCCACCGGGAUGCAAAGAACUUGUGGAGCUGCUGCGUGUGUGGGCCCUGAACCGUUCUGCCUUUGAGAAGUGCAAAGUGGAGGAUGCCCAAGAUUACAGCCUCGAGCCGGUGGUCAAGGGAGUGAGUUCGAGCAAGGACAACAAGAGCCGCUCUUUGGUUUGUUGA
Molecule: messenger RNA, 735 nt
Organism: Fonsecaea monophora
Lineage: Eukaryota; Fungi; Ascomycota; Eurotiomycetes; Chaetothyriales; Herpotrichiellaceae
Exons: 1
Coding region: 1-735 (244 amino acids)
Source: RefSeq, a predicted model, not a curated record